This is a messenger RNA of Salmo salar (Atlantic salmon), 653 nucleotides long. RefSeq names its product septin-7-like. The record is from RefSeq and is a predicted model, not a curated record. Lineage: Eukaryota; Metazoa; Chordata; Actinopteri; Salmoniformes; Salmonidae.
AGGUAGCUAUCAAGUAAACACUGAUGGAUGUGUGUGCAUGUGCCUGAACCCUGCAGGAGUCCCCUGGCCCAGAUGGAGGGAGCACGUGGCCAAGAUGGAAAUGGAACAGGUGUUUGAAAAGAAGCUCAAGGAGAAGAUCCAGAAGCUCAAAGACUCUGAGCAAGAGCUCCUGCGGCGCCACGAGCAGAUGAAGAAGAACCUGGAGGCCCAGCACAAGGAGCUGGAGGAGAAGAGACGCCAGCUGGAGGAUGAGAAGAACAACUGGGAGGCACAGCAGAGGGUGCUGGAGCAACAGAAACUAGACUCCUCCAGGACCUUGGAAAAGAACAAAAAAAAGAAGAUAUUUUAAAAGUAUUGCAGGAGGACCACCAUGUAACAAUGUACUAGUUGCCAAUUUCCCAACCUGGACUGUCAGUUUGCCUGUCGACCAACAACCUGUUACUGUGUGUAUGUGUGACGGAGCAGCGUGGUCUGUCUGGGGGAAGUUGGUUGUAACUGGGGGAUCGAGGGAGAGAUGGUCCUCCAUUAAACUAAAACUCAUUUUCAGACAGACUCAGUCCUGGAACAUGCUAUAUCACUAUACUAUUUCUCCUUUCUUUUCUCUCUCUUUCCCCUUCUCUCACUCUCCUCCCCAAAUACCUUUCUUCUUCCUU